CAAACUCACAAAUUCACACACUCCACUCUUUUUUAUAAUUUCUCAUUCUUCCAUCACCGCCUCUAAAGAUUCCUCAAUCGGGAGAAACAUCGAUUGUUGAAGAUGUCAAGCUUCUGCUCGGAGUCCGCCACCAACGGCCACAAUUCCCACACCGAGAUCAUGCUUUGAGUCCGAGUCAAGUCGAUCCGAUGACAGGAAAGCGUCAGCAUGAACAAUCUCUCGCAGUACGAGCAGCCACAGGAGUCCUCCAAUGUUGCCGCCGCCGCCGCAGGUUACGCCUCCGCUGACGAGGCCGUUCACCACCACUCCUCCGGGAAUCGCGAGCGCAAACGUGGAGUUCCAUGGACAGAGGAAGAGCACAAGUUGUUCCUCUUAGGACUUAAAAAAGUAGGCAAAGGAGACUGGAGAGGAAUUUCAAGGAAUUUUGUGAAGACUCGUACUCCCACACAAGUCGCCAGCCACGCUCAGAAAUACUUUCUCCGGCGGAGCAACCUCAAUCGCCGUCGCCGUCGAUCUAGCCUCUUUGACAUCACCACCGAAUCGGUUAAUUCAAUCCCAAUGGAAGAAGAGAAAGUUCAUCAAGAAGGCAAAGCUCAGCCACUUCAGGCACCAACCCAACUACCUCCACCAGAAACUUCUAAUAUCAGUGGAUCUCAAGUGCUUCCCUUCCCCAUGACAGUCCAUCCUGUUUUAGUGCCGGUACAGAUUGAGAAUCCAAUGGAAAAACUAACCCUUGGACAAAUGGAUCAUCUACAUCGUGAGUCCGCAAUGCUCAUCCGUCCAAUUCCAGUUCUUCCCAUCCCCAAUGCAACGACAAUGGUGGAUCUUAACUUAAAUCAGAAAUCCAUGGAAGAUCCAGUGCCACUGUCUCUCAAUCUGUCACUAUCGUCCGAUCAGAAUCAGUUUUCAAGGCAUUCCGCAUUUCGGGUGAUGUCAAGCUUCAACAAUGGGGAUAGCAUUAUCAGUGUUGCAUGAGAAUGAUAUCACCGCAAAAAAGACCCCCCCCCC
Messenger RNA from Camellia sinensis, 1008 nucleotides. Its product is annotated as transcription factor MYB1R1-like. Gene Ontology annotation, biological process: response to ethylene; response to gibberellin. The record is from RefSeq and is a predicted model, not a curated record. NCBI's taxonomy places the organism in Eukaryota, Viridiplantae, Streptophyta, Magnoliopsida, Ericales, Theaceae. Gene Ontology annotation, molecular function: DNA binding.